AUAGAAAGGGUUUCCGGUUUCCGGUUAGCGGUUAGCUCUUAGCUCCUAGUGCCGAGCAUAACGACCUUCUUUUUAUUUAAGAACCGAAUCCACAAACAAACACUUGGCUUUGGAUUAAUCCACGUUCUUUAAGUUAUUGGACUCGGUUUAAAACCACUCUAACGUUUAUAUUUAAAGGCGGAGCUAAAACACCAUUUAGUCAGACAGUAGAUUUAAUCACUCUGUGUCUCCGGGAGAUGGCAGUGUCUAAGAGGCUGCUGAAGGCGGUGGUGAUGCUGGAGCUGCUGGGGGUCCUGGGGGCCUACGGCCUCUUUCAGCAGAUGGACAAGAGCCAAGACUUCAGGAGCUCCAUGAAGAGGAGGUGUCCGUCCGUCUUAGAAGUUUACUAUCAGUCCAACGAGUGGGCGGGACAACACGGCGUCAGAGAGCGAGACCAGGAGGCGUGGUCGUCCAAACAGCACUGACAGAAGACACGUCUUCUGCUACUUCCUCUUCCCCAUCAUCCUGGCUCCGCCCACCGCCCGCCUCCUGUUGAAGGCCGUCUUCUUCCUGCGCAGCGUCUUGACGUCUCGGCCGUGGAUCCAGUCGUCACGCUGCGCCUCCCACUUGAGCUGCUUCACACCUGCAGAGGUCAGAGGUCAGUGUCAGAGGUCAGAGACAGAGGUCAGUGACAGAGGUCAGAGGACCAGAUGUUUUCAGUCCCACCUGCUCGGUCCGUGUUCGCCAUCGCGUUCAGUCCGAUGUUGUCGAACUUGGAGCCGGCGUUUUCAUCCAGGAGGGAACCGAACUGUGAAGUCAGAGGAAGAACGGAUCAGUACCGUGUUUGUUCCUGCAGAACUCACCCAGUCCUGGUGACGUCACACACUCACCUCUUCUGCAGAAGCAAACACGGCUGCCUCCUUCCUUCCUCUCUUCUUCUUCUUCCCUGGUUUGGAGCCUGAAGGAAAACAGCCAAUCAGAAGACUUGAUUUCUUUUAACGGACCAAUCUGUCUUUAAAUUAUAUUUCCCUCUGACCUAAAGCUCCAGAAAAGUCCAGCUCCUCCUCCUCUGACCUCCUCUUCUUCCUGAUUUUCACAGUUUCCAUCA
This is a messenger RNA of Cynoglossus semilaevis (tongue sole), 1087 nucleotides long. Its product is annotated as protein CEBPZOS. Lineage: Eukaryota; Metazoa; Chordata; Actinopteri; Pleuronectiformes; Cynoglossidae. The transcript is spliced from 5 exons. The coding region runs from base 237 to 464 and encodes 75 amino acids. The record is from RefSeq and is a predicted model, not a curated record.